Entamoeba invadens IP1 is the source of this 708-nucleotide messenger RNA. Its product is annotated as methyltransferase, putative. The transcript has a single exon. Bases 1 to 708 code for a protein of 235 amino acids. Gene Ontology annotation, molecular function: tRNA (guanine(46)-N7)-methyltransferase activity. The record is from RefSeq and is a predicted model, not a curated record. Gene Ontology annotation, biological process: RNA (guanine-N7)-methylation; tRNA methylation. Gene Ontology annotation, cellular component: tRNA methyltransferase complex. NCBI's taxonomy places the organism in Eukaryota, Evosea, Mastigamoebida, Endamoebidae.
AUGGAGUCCCACCACGAACCACUCGAUAAGAAAAAAAAGAUAAAGCCGUUUCAUCGCGUUCACGCACACCGCAAUCCCUUGGCCGACAGUGAGUCGCACAACCCAAUAACUCCAAAAGAUGUCAAAUGGAGUUCAUAUUUUACAAACGGUGCACCAGCAGAGAUGCUUGAUGUUGGAUGUGGAUGGGGUGGAUUAGUAUGUGAGAUUGGUCGGAUUCAGUCGAAGAACAUAAUUGGGAUGGAGAUACGUGACCCAGCCGUUCAAUAUGGUGUUGAGAAAAUUGAGUCCGGUCGAGCCAAAGGUGAGCUUCAGAAUUGUUGGAUCAUUCAAUGCAAUUGUAUGAAGUACGUCGACAACUUCUUUACAAAAGGACAACUCUUAAAAAUCUUCAUAACAUUCCCAGACCCACAUUUCAAAAACGCCGUUAAACGCCGACGAAUCAUUAACCCUGAAUUUGCAGCAAUGUAUGUAUACCUUCUUAGACCAGGUGAAGGUAUGAUAUAUACAGCCUCUGAUGUCAGAGAACUCUUCGAAUGGAAUGUCGCUAGUUUAGACGCACAACCACUCCUUGAAAAGAUGCCAGAAGACUACAUGGACGAUUACUUGAAGAUCGUAUUGUUCAAGACGGAAGAAGCUAAAAAGGUUGACCGAGAAAAGAGAGAGAAAUGGGGCGUCUGUUAUAAGCGGAGGGUUGAGGAGCAAUUUUGA